AUGAUUGGAAAGCCAGGUUCCACGUUGGACGUGGGUGCCGUGUUUCAAAUGCUGGACGACAUGAUGGUCACUGUGCAGACGACCGGCGCCAUAUGUGAGGUUGACUCCAACAUGCCCUUACUCCGAGCCCCAUCAGCAAUUGACGUGAUCGAGUCGGUGGUCAACGCGGUCCACCGCACGGGGGGUCUCGUGAAGUCGAUAAACACCGACGCGACGGAAGGUGGUCGAUACGAAGGUGCGCUGAUUCGGACCAACACCAUGUUGUGGUAUCGAAAGCUGCUCGUGCUCCCGUUUUCCGGCCAAUGGUACAACGUAGUGUUGAAGUCAGGCACGUACUUGUACCCCCUGAUGAUCUCACUCUUUGAUUAG
Aphanomyces astaci is the source of this 369-nucleotide messenger RNA. RefSeq lists its product as hypothetical. The transcript has 3 exons. NCBI's taxonomy places the organism in Eukaryota, Oomycota, Saprolegniomycetes, Saprolegniales, Verrucalvaceae. The record is from RefSeq and is a predicted model, not a curated record. The coding region runs from base 1 to 369 and encodes 122 amino acids.